This is a messenger RNA of Capsicum annuum, 525 nucleotides long. Its product is annotated as thylakoid lumenal 17.9 kDa protein, chloroplastic. NCBI's taxonomy places the organism in Eukaryota, Viridiplantae, Streptophyta, Magnoliopsida, Solanales, Solanaceae. The record is from RefSeq and is a predicted model, not a curated record.
AAAAAUCAGACCUUGCCCCUCAGUUAACCCAGGGUGUGUAUCGACAAAUCCCCAAACUUCUUCUUCCGCCUUCCCUUUGAUAAUUUCUCAAAAUUCUUCUGGCAAUGCUAUCAUGCAAUUGCAGGAUGCCAUUUUAAAGACACAGAAGAAUGCGAAGAUUCAAGUCCUUGAAGAUACCCCUGACGGAAAAUAUUUGCAGGCUGAGGUUGACGGAGGAUUUGGUAGAGAUGUUCUUGAAUUUUUGGUGAAAGGAGAUUCAGUUGCCUACAGAGCAAUGGCCACAAAAGUGACCUAUAUAUACCCAUUUACUACUGCAUUUGGAGAUUCAAAAGGACAAGAAGAAAGAAUAAAAAUGAUAACAGAAGAGUUAGGAUGGUAUGCACCUAGUCUUGACUCAAUGGAUUAGAUCUUUGAUUUAGAUAAAUAUCUACAUGCAUCAAAUUUUGUGUAGCAAUUCAUGCAUGUAGACUGCUUCUUGAAACAAGUUUAUUGGGUUGUUUUGUUAAUAAUCUUACUUCUUUUUUA